This is a messenger RNA of Naegleria gruberi, 393 nucleotides long. RefSeq lists its product as uncharacterized. Bases 1 to 393 code for a protein of 130 amino acids. Lineage: Eukaryota; Heterolobosea; Eutetramitea; Acrasida; Naegleriidae. The record is from RefSeq and is a predicted model, not a curated record. The transcript has a single exon.
AUGUUCGGAAGUAAGACAAUCCAAAUCCCAUCAGAAUUUCAAAUCAGUGCCUCUGCAGGAGGAAAGUAUACCAUUUCAUUCCAGGAACAAAAUGGAAUCCACUUGAAUAAGGAUGCUCCUAACAGUUUCAAUAUUAAAUCCAGUGAUGAAAGCAUUGUUUCCAUCUCAUCACCAGCCACAGGAAAGCUCGGAGCUGCUACUAAAAUUGAUAUUCAAUUGAAUGGACACAAGACAUCAUCCACACCUGUUACUGUCACUAUUGAUUGUAGAUUGUAUGUUUGUAGUGAUAAGGGAAUGUGUUCCAUGAAGAAUGAAAGUAUAGUCCUGAAUGUUGUAGUUGUCGAUUCCGAAGCAACCACUGGUACUCAUAAACACAUCUUGACAAUGGAAUAA